Argentina anserina (silverweed cinquefoil) is the source of this 1422-nucleotide messenger RNA. RefSeq lists its product as uncharacterized. NCBI's taxonomy places the organism in Eukaryota, Viridiplantae, Streptophyta, Magnoliopsida, Rosales, Rosaceae. Bases 1 to 1422 code for a protein of 473 amino acids. Gene Ontology annotation, molecular function: zinc ion binding. The transcript has 5 exons. The record is from RefSeq and is a predicted model, not a curated record.
AUGGAGAAUGGCUGCCAUAUCAAAGGCCAUCAUCCUGGACAGCUGUUAACUGCAGUUGGCAUUGAUGCAAACAAUGGGAUGUACCCUAUUGCCUAUGCACUUGUGGAAAUAAAGGAUCAAGCUACUUGGAUCUGGUUCCUUGAAUACUUGAAGGGUGAUUUGGGUAUAGAAAACAGCAAGAGGCUUGUGUUCAUGUCUGACAAACAAAAAGGAAUAGAAAAUGCUAUCAAAGCUUUGUAUCCUUAUGCUGAACAUAUGAAUUGUGUUAGGCAUUUGUACAACAACUUCAAGGGUAAGAAUCCAGGAGAGGGACUGAAACAGUUAAUGUGGAAUGCACCAAGAAGUAGUACUGAAACUUGGUAUAAGAAGCACAUGGAUGACUUGAAGAUGUUGAGUCCUGAUGCAUUUAACUGGUUUCAUGACAAACCUCCAAGACAUUGGAGUAGAGCUUUCUUUGUUGAUGACUCAAAGUGUGAUAUCCUUCUCAACAACCUGUAUGAGUCCUUCAACCAUGUCAUCUUACCUUGUAGGGAUAAGCCUGUUCUUACCAUGUUUGAGAAGUUGAGGAUGGAUAUGAUGGUGAGGAAUGCAAACAGAAGGGUUUCUUGUGAGCAGUGGAAGGGAGUCGUUGGUCCUAGGAUAAAGAAGAUAAUAGUUAAGACUGCAGAGAGAGUAACACAGUACAGAGCACAUAGGAGCACUGAGUACAGCUACCAAGUUAUUGGAACAUGGGAAAAUGGCAGCAAGCAUGCAGUGGACUUGGGUCUUCAUACAUGUACUUGCAGAAGGUGGCAGCUUAGUGGCAUACCUUGUGUACAUGCCCUAUGCGCAAUAAGAUUCAAGAAACAUGAUCUUGAUUUGUACUGUGAUGACUACCUCAUGGCUUCUACCUAUUUACAGACAUAUACACCUGCCAUAAGCCCCAUUGCAGGGCAGGAUGAUUGGGAACAAGUUGACUUCCCAAUUGCUCCUCCUCCAUAUACGAAGCAAGCUGGCAGGCCUAAAAUGAAGAGAACUAAAGAAGCUGAUGAGAAGAACAAGGGCAUGGCACCACCAGCUCCCAUUCAGGGGAAAUUGGAGUUGAAAACUGGUAAAACUGGCAUUAAGAUGACUUGUGGAAUUUGUAAACAACAAGGACACAACAAAACUAGUUGUCCUAUAAAUAAGGCUAAAAAACUUGCAUCAGGGGAAGGACAAUCUAGUGGAGCUAGCAUAAAGAAGAGAGUUAGAGCUAAGGUUACCAGAUCUGCAACCCCAUCUACAGCUGCUACUAAUGUCAAGGGCCAAAUCAUAAGGUCUGUGAAGGGCUGGUAUAAGAGAAAGGCAGCAGAGGGAGGUACUUAUGCUGAGUUUGCUGCUGCUUCUUCCUCAACUCAAACUCAACAUGUAGCUACACAAGAGAGUCAAAACAAUGUUGAUUAG